UUGACUUUUGGCUCGCAAUUUUGACUUUCUUAUCACGUAAUUUUUUACUUUUUUGUCUCGUGAUUUCGACUUUUUUGUCUCGUAAUUACGAAUUUUUGUCUGAUAAUUUUCACUUUUUUGUAUCGUAAUUUUGACUUUCAUGUCGUAAUUACGACUUUCUAUCUUGUAAAUAAGACUUUUUAUCUCAUAAUUACAAUUCACCAAUAGGUAUUUUUUUUGUUUUUGUAUGACAAACGGGCCUCCACAGGUGGUUCUCGGUGAAAACAGUUUGAGAACCACAGUUCUGAAGGCUUCACAUGUAGCACAGGCAUGUUUAAAUAUGUCAGACAUGUUUAAAUAUGUCAGAUAUGUUUAAUAUUCAUCUUAAAGGAGCGUGUAUUGAUCGGGAUCUUUAAUAAGAUGAACGGUCCAGUUUCCAUGUUAUCAGACCACAUUAAUUACACGAUAUCAUUAGCUCUUGGUGGUCAUGUGACCCCUCUAGGUGUGACUAGGUCUGUAAUAUUGCUUACGUGCAGUGAUUUCUCCAGAUUCUCUGAACCUUUUGAUUAUUACAGACCGUAUAUGGUGAAAUCCCUAAAUUUGUUACGGUUCAGACCCCUGCCAGUGCCGCCCGUCCACGGGCGCACACAUCCAGGAACGAGCUGCGCGCGUCUCGGCCCUGCAGCAGCCGCCAGCUGCAAUCAAUCACCGGCAAUCUUCACACCUGAUGGUAAUGAAGGAGCUGCCUUCAUAGACCUGGACAACCUGCCAUCACUCGCCCGAUUAUAGCCUUCUGUACCUGAGUAAGCAUCCUGUGUCUGGCGUCCAUCCCGCAUACUCGCUCUUCCUCUGCGACUUCCGUGUUUCUGUUGUCUGAUGCUCCUGUUGUCUUCCCGCAGCACUCCCCGUGUUUCUCCUGGAUCCCCCGUUGUUCCCCUUGCCUCCCGGACUGCCUUUUGGAUUCUCGACCUCCCGCUUGGACACGUUUUCCCACGGACUUCCGCGUUCCUUCGCUCUCGUCAACAUUUUGGGGAGGAUUUGUAUUGUCCCGUCAACAUGUCUUGGAAGGGGAUGUCCAGUAGCAAUAUUAGCAAAGAGGAAUUUUCUCGUCGCCUGGACACCCUCUUCCCACCCUUAGAGACUGUUCCUCAGUCUGCAGGAAGCGUCUGGCAUCCGAUUUUGGAGGGGGGGGAUAGUACUGGUGGCUGUGCUGGUGUGGCGGUGGAGCGGCACCCAGACAGGCUACCCCCUGCCAAAAUAAUUCCACCUGUCUUCUGCUUUUCUCAGCCACAGCCACCAGUUCCCUGGCUAGCCUCCGAGCUAGCACCAGUCCCGUGGCUAGCGACCGAGCUAGCUCCAGUCCCCAGACUAGCCUCUGAGCUAGCACCAGUACCCGGGCCAGCGCCCAAGCUAGCAUCUGUCCCUCGGCUAGCACCUGAGCUAGCAUCUGUCCCUCGGCUAGCACCCGGGCUAGCAUCUGUCCCUCGGCUAGCCCCCGGGCUAGUAUCUGUCCCUCGGCUAGCCCCUGGGCUAGCAUCUGUCCCUCGGCUAGAGCCCGAGCUAGCAUCUUUCCCUCGGCUGGCGCCCGAGCUAACAUCAGUCCCUCGGCUAGCGCCCAAUCGAGCAUCAGUCCUUCGGCUAGCGCCCGAGCGAGCAUCAGUCUCUCGGUUAGCCCCCAAGCUAGCACCAGUUUCCAGGCUGACCCCUGCGUCUCCCCCAGCUUCCAGGCUGGCCUCGACCUCUGCCCUUCGGCCUGCAGCGCCGACUUCAGAACCUCGGCCAGCUCCUCAGCUGCCCUCCUCGUCUUCGUCUCCGAUGACGUCCGCCGCUUCCACGCCGCUGAUGACGUCCGCUGCCUCCACGCCGCUGAUGACGUCCGCUGCCUCCACGCCGCUGAUGUCCGGUGCCGCCACGUCGCCGAUGUCCGCUGCCUCCACGUCGCCGAUGUCCGCUGCCUCCACAUCGCCGAUGGCCGCUGCCUCCACGUCGCCGAUGGCCGCUGCCUCCACGGCGCCGAUGUCUGCUGCCUCUACGCCGCCGUCUUCCUAUGCCUCAACGCCUCAGACGUCACCUCUUUGUUUCUGGCGAGACGCACCAUGGCGCCAGUCGCGUCCGCCUCCCUGACGGCCAAGAUGGUGGCCGGUCCUUGGUCGCCCGCCUCGCCGGCGUCAGCUGCAUUCUACUCGCCGUCGCCACCAGACUCGUCCCCGGUGGAUUCAGGGACACUUGGGCUGGCGACCCACCACCAGUUCGCCCCUCCGCCCUCCCUUGACUUUUGUUCCUGUGCUCUUGGUGUUUCGACCUGUGGGACAUCUGGAAGCUGUCCAUAAGGAGGGGGGUACUGUUACGGUUCAGACCCCUGCCAGCCCCGCUCAUCCAUCUGUGCGCCACUCGGGACACGCCCACGGGCGCACACAUCCAGGAACGAGCUGCGCGCGUCUCGGCCCUGCAGCAGCCGCCAGCUGCAAUCAAUCACCGGCAAUCUUCACACCUGACGGUAAUGACGGAGCUGCCUUUAUAGACCUGGACAACCUGCCUAUACUCGCCGGAUAAUAGCCUUCUGUACUUGAGUAAGCAUCCUGUGUCUGGCUUCCAUCUCGCGUACUCGCUCUUGCCCUGCGACUUCCGUGUUUCUGUUGUCUGAUGCUCCUGUUGUCUUCCCGCAGCACUCCCCGUGUUUCUCCUGGAUCCCCUGUUGUUCCCCUUGCCUCCCGGACUGCCUUUUGGAUUCUCGACCUCCCGCUUGGACACAUUUUCCCACGGACUUCCGCGUUCCUUCGCUCUCGUCAACAUUUUGGUAAGACACACCUCAGCUAAUCUACACACAUAGCCUUACACCAUACACACUUGAGUUUUGGUCACACUUCAUUCCCUUGGUUUAUUCAUUAGCAGUAUUAUUAGUAGUAGUAGUAGUAUUAUAGAUAUAUGUAUAUAUUUACUAUAUAUAAUACAUCUUUGGACAUACUGCCACCUGGUGUUCGUUUGCCGUCACCUCCGCUUUAGUUAAACACAACAAAAUUCCUUGCAAUAGCUCGUUGAGAAAUGUUAUUCUUAAACUGUUUCACAAUUUGCUCAGGCAUUUGUUGACAAAAUUGGGGAUCCUCACCCUGUCCUUGUUUGUGAAUGACUGAGCAUUUUUCGGAGCUGCCUUUAUACCCAAUCAUGUCACCCACCUGUUCCCAAUAAGCCUGUUCACCUGUGGGAUGUUCUAAAUAAGUGUUUGAUGAGCAUUCUUCAACUUUCCCAGUCUUUUUUGCCGCUUGUCCCAGCUUUUUGAAACAUGUUUCAAGCAUGUUCCAAAUGAGCUAAUAUUCGCAAAAAAUAAAGUUUUCCAGUUCGAACUUAUAAUAACUUGUCUUUGCAGUCCAUUCAAUUGAAUAUAAGUUAAAAAGGAUUUGUAAAUCAUUGUAUUCUCUUUUUAUUUACCAGUUACACAACAUGACCAAUUCACUGUUUUUGAGUUUUGUACAAAUGUACAUUAAUUAUGGAUUUUUUAAUCAAUCUGCUGGGAAACAUUGUGAAUACAAACCUGUAAGUGAGGCUCCAUAAACAAAAGCGAUUGUAUAACCGCAUCGCUGAGCCAAGGCCACAUGCAGUGCGAGGAUGAAUAACGACAGCGUGGUGUGGCCACAGACGCGGCGCCGUGUUGCGCAGGAAGAGUCAGACAUGGCAUCAAGGUCCUAUGCACAGGAGGAGGCAUGACUAUUAAUGGAAGGCUAACUUGCUCCAUUAGAGUCCUCAGGAGGACUUCUUCUCAAGACGUCCUUAUUAGCCUGCCGGUUUGAUGCCUCCGCUGGCUUCAUUAAAUGUCACUUUCAGCAAUAGAAAUAACGUGUUUGGAAGUAAGCAAAAAGCAGCCUUGAUGCUGGAACUAAAAUCUGAUGACUAUUUAGAAAAUGCCAUUUUGUGUGUCUCUAAUGCAUGUUUGUCUAAAAUUGUCAAUAACGUGUGACAACGUUGUUUCUAUUUAGGGCCUCGUCACCAUAAUGGCUGCACUCAGCAGUGCAGAUCGAUACAGAAAUGUUGAUGCUGCCGAUACUAGAUCGUUAUGCCAUAAUUUGAGGGCUGUGAAUGUUUGGGUACCUCACGAUUGGAUUAAGUUUGAUUCUCGAUUCUAAAUCAACACUUUUUUUUAAUAGCAUUACGUGCCUGUUUUAUGAUUGAACUUAUGUGCAUAGCAGAUAUAGAUCAUCUACGUCAUGAUCUGUCAGAGUGGCUGGAUAGG
Nerophis ophidion (straightnose pipefish) is the source of this 4204-nucleotide messenger RNA. RefSeq names its product helicase SRCAP-like. The record is from RefSeq and is a predicted model, not a curated record. Lineage: Eukaryota; Metazoa; Chordata; Actinopteri; Syngnathiformes; Syngnathidae. Bases 856 to 2103 code for a protein of 415 amino acids. The transcript has 2 exons.